CCCCCGCGGGACUGAGCGCAGCCCCUCCGCCCGCAAGCUCCCCUUGUCCCCUUCACGCCCGAGCAGUCCCCCCAAGCCGCCGUCGCCGCUGUCUGCUCGGCUUCAUCUCCUCUGCUCACGCCCCUUUCUGCUCGCCGGCCCUGCCUCUCCUUGAACUCCCCGAUUGUCGCGUUGAGCACGCCGCACCGCGCGCUGGUGGCGCCCUCCCUGCCCAAGCCGCUCUUUGAAGGUACCUCCGCAUCGACCAUGGCCGCCUCCCAGCAGCUGCCCAUGCAAUCCCGCACCGGCCGCACCAACCAGCGGUACGGCUCCCAAGGCGAGCGCCUGGUCGCAGGCAUUGUCCCGCUCUCUUCCGACAAGUACUACGUGCUCCUCAUCCAGUCCACGCGCCGCGGCGGCUGGGUGCUCCCAAAAGGCGGAUGGGAGACGGACGAGGCGACGGCCCAAGACGCGGCCAAGCGCGAGGCCUGGGAGGAGGCCGGCAUUAUAUGCAAGAUCAACUACGACCUCGGCCUCAUCCCCGAGCGGCGGAAUGCCGGCCAGCUCACCGCGCAGGCCCCGAAGGCGUCGUACCAUUUCUUCGAAGGCACUGUGGAGAAGCAGGAGACCCAGUGGCCCGAGAUGCACAAGCGGUCGAGACAGUGGUUUACAUACUCGCAAGCAAAGCAGGCGUUGGCGGAUAGACCAGAGUUGCUGGAUGCAUUGGACCGGUGCACCAUGCAUCGGUAGAUGAAGAGUUUGGGGGUUGCGGCGGCGAGGGCCCCAAACUCACGCAAGACAUACCCCAUCUCGUCGGGCGGCUGAUUUCUCUUUUCGUCAUGAUGCAUAACGGCAGGGCCUCAAAAAGUCGGGAGGGUCAUAGACUUUGAAUGUCUGUUUUCUUUUUGUCGCAGCUGGCGUCGGUGGCUGUAUUCGACUACUAGAAAGAUGCAUAUGCGGCUCUGCACCACGAGGGAGCCGCGAGCCACUC
Molecule: messenger RNA, 970 nt
Organism: Trematosphaeria pertusa
Lineage: Eukaryota; Fungi; Ascomycota; Dothideomycetes; Pleosporales; Trematosphaeriaceae
Exons: 2
Coding region: 247-729 (160 amino acids)
Biological process (GO): diadenosine hexaphosphate catabolic process; diphosphoinositol polyphosphate metabolic process; adenosine 5'-(hexahydrogen pentaphosphate) catabolic process
Cellular component (GO): cytoplasm; nucleus
Molecular function (GO): bis(5'-adenosyl)-pentaphosphatase activity; diphosphoinositol-polyphosphate diphosphatase activity; bis(5'-adenosyl)-hexaphosphatase activity
Source: RefSeq, a predicted model, not a curated record